Strongylocentrotus purpuratus (purple sea urchin) is the source of this 3458-nucleotide messenger RNA. Its product is annotated as retinol dehydrogenase 8. The transcript has 6 exons. The record is from RefSeq and is a predicted model, not a curated record. The coding region runs from base 157 to 1080 and encodes 307 amino acids. NCBI's taxonomy places the organism in Eukaryota, Metazoa, Echinodermata, Echinoidea, Camarodonta, Strongylocentrotidae. Gene Ontology annotation, molecular function: oxidoreductase activity.
CCCAUUGUCUUCUUGCGAAUCUAAAAGUCCCUAAUGGUAUUGAGACUGACGACUAAGUUUGAUGCUGUGACUUUAUAAUAGUUAUACGAAGAGUGCCUCUUGCAACAAUCUUGAUAUAUUCUUAGCAAAAAGUGAGUCCCUUAGGUUUGUCUAAAGAUGCCAGAUAUUGUUUUGAUCAGCGGUUGUUCGUCGGGUAUCGGGCUAGCAACGGCCCAGCUCCUGGCCCACGAUUCGCAAAAGCGUUUCCUGGUGUACGCCACCAUCCUCAAACCGUUGGAGCAAGAAGAGCAGUUCAGGUUGCAGGCAGGGGACGCCCUCAACGAUACACUGUUUCCCCUGCAAGUAGAUGUAACCAAGGAAGCUAUGAUUGUUGACGCUGUUGCCACGGUGAUGAAGAAACAUGGACGAAUCGACGUAUUAAUUAGCAUUGCAGGGGUCAAUAUUCUCAACGUCACCGAGGCAAUUAGUCUUGACGUCAUGAAGAGGGUAUUCGAUAUCAACUUCUUCGGCAUGGUACGGAUCGCACAGGAAGUGAUUCCUGGGAUGAAGAAGCAAAGGUCAGGUCGAAUAAUCAACAUGGGCAGCAUCCAUGGGUUGGGAGCCUUUCCUUACAUGGGUAUAUACGGUGCAACUAAACAGGCCAUUGUGGGUUUCAGUCAGGAGAUAGCUAUGAUUGGCAGGUUCUUCAAUAUAUGGGUUAGUGUUAUUGAACCUGCAGGGGUCAGCACGGCCAUCAUGGAAAACAUGAUUGCCCAGCGACUAGGAGGACAUGCUGAGAUUGAAAGAAACACUAGUACGACCGACAUCGAUGGCACGCUGUCUAAGUGCUUCGACAACCCGGACAUCUACCAUCCCGAACUUCUCGCGACAUCUGAUCUUCAAAACCCGUCAGACAUUGCCGAAGUCAUCCUCAAAGUGGCGACGACCGACAAACCACAUUUCCGUUACCAGACUUCGGAGGCAUGUCGAGCUUACGCAGAGCGAUUCUUCAAGGAUGUGACAGGCGAUUCGCACAUCGACUACCAGGUCGCUGAACUCAAGUCGUUCAGGACGAAGCUAGCAGACAAACAAGCAAACUGAUUAUCAUGUUGGGUGGUUAAAAGACACAUGCUCCGUCGAAUAACCGAAUUGCUAUCUUCAAUUCUUGAUUCGAAUUCACCGAACUCCAUAACCGUUAAUAUAAGCAUAACAUAAAGCCCAAAUGUCCACAGCCCACGAGAUCGAGCACCUACAUGUUUCUAUCUUUCCUCAGGUUGGGUUUUCUUUAAUAUUUUUGUUUUUUGUCAGUCUCGUGGGCUGUCGAUCUACUCGGAUGACCCUUAACCCUAAUCAUAACUAAAUAGCUUUGACGAAUAUCAAAGCCGGGAGUAACUGUUACCAAGGUAUGACGGACCAUUCUUCAUUAUUCGGAUCACCAUUGCGGGCCAAAAAUGUCAUGAACUCAAGGGCGUUUUUGAAGCAUUUUGAAUCAGGUGUGGAACCAAACCUGUCAACAGACUCACCGACAACAAAGCAAACCUCGCUAACCAGCACCCCACAGUUUUUAUUUCUUGCGUCGCCCCUCUCUCAAACAGAACUUAUAUUUUAUUACUGUUCUGACGAUGUGAUUUACGCACUUGAAGUUUGAAGUUCACUCAACAUCUAUUUUAAUAGAGAUAAAGGUACACAUGGUACAGACGAUACAUGCUUUUUUAUAACAAGAUAAAUAGUAUAUCAAUAUAAAUAAAACAAAGAUUACACAUGAUACAAAACAAGAAAAAGGUCACGGCUUUGCUAGAGCAUGAUGAAAGGUAAAAUAAAACGGAGAGAGAGAGAGAGAGAGAGAGACCUAUGACCAACUGAAAAUAGUAGAGAGAAAGAAGUUUGAAGUCAAAGAUCAAUGUUCGAAUACAGGAGCACAGUAUAAAACAGAUAAUAUGAAUAUGUAUUUAAAGAUAUAGCCCGGCAGCCGUCAGCACUUUGAUCAAACGAACGAGGUUCGUUAGAUACCAAUAUCUGAGUAUUGAAACAUUCGGGGAAGAACCUAGUACAAUGUGUUUAUCCAAAUGUGAAUGUCUGCUGGGCCCCUCUGAUGCACUUGGCCCAUGGUCAAAAGGGACCUGAAAUGAAACCAAUUUUUACCAAAUGCAUGCUUGCCACAAAACACUGAAUGACCCAUGCCAGUCAAAUUCAAAUUAGAUUACAGAAUAAAGACGUUGUGUAAACUAUACUACAAAUAAUUAUAUGGUGCUAUCAUACUAAUCAAGACACGUAAAUUCGGGCCAGCCUCAAAUUAGGGCCUUUUAUUCUUUUGUUUUGCUGCUGUCUAUACUUCAGCAAACAUGUAUAUUAUCUGUUGAUAAUAUUUGACUAAAUUUUGAUGUUUUGUAUUUUGCUAUUUUAAAACUUCCUGUAAUUUUGUUUGAUGUCAGUGAAAUGAAAUAAAUAAAUUAAUAAAUGUUAAUGCCUGACACAGGACCAGUUAUUGUUUUCGUAAAUCUAACUAUUUGCUGCUCUAGGCGAACUUUACAGUUUGAAAAAAAGAACAUUUCUAAGAACACUUGAAUCACAUUAGCUUCUACACCUAGUUUGUAAUUCACCGGUCUGGGCAAGAUACCGACAAUUUAUCCCAGUAAUGUUUCAGCUAUAGUUCGGUUACAAUGUGAUUGCGUCUCUUUCUUCUCCCCCCCCCCCCCAAUUCUAUUGGGUUCACGUGCCUUCCGUGCAAGGGGGGGGGGGGGUAACCUCCCCAGUCCCCUUGUAUAUCAAGAUUGACGCCCUUCAUUAACUUUUGCAAUUAAAGAGCCGUAUUAGCUCUGCUAGAACUGUUUAUUAUUGGCCUUAAUUAUCAGUGUUAUUUGAUCGUUAUCGGGAGGAAUCUUCCGCAAAUAUGAUAUUUGGUAAUUACCAUAGUAACAAGGCCUUAAUUUCCAGGAUCUUUAUUAAGAUGAAACUGUAAUACAUCUUUCUCCUCUCUCUCUCUCUCUCUUCUCUCUCUCUCUUUCUCUCUCUCUCUCUUUUGCUUCAUCCUUGUACAAACGUGAAAUACUUCAUCGAGAAUGACGCACACUUCUUGUAUAUAAUAAUUGUGUUUGAGUUGAAAUCAUAUUCUGUAGAUAUCAUGAUGAGUUCUUCAACUGAUCUACAAAUAAACUUUCGAUUAUUUGCCAUUCUCUUAUUCUAUUUCUUUAAACCUGUCAUGACAAAGGCAAUAUUCGCUUUCCAUAUUUUCUAGAGACAGCGUUCAAAGAACCAGAUUUAUUGGAUCAAUGGAAUAUUUUCGAUGGACUAAGUUGUCAUCAUUUUAUUGGCCGUUGUUGUUGUUGAAAUUAAUAGCGUUUUUCAUCGUCGUUGGAUGAUUUUCGCCACGAUCAAUAUAUUUUGAUUGAGUGAUUGUUUGAUUGAUCUAUUUACGAACAACAGUAACAAUAUGUGUACAAAAUAUGUCUUUGAAAUAUUAAAGAAAUUUGCUACUCCAG